UCUUCGCCAGGGCAGGGCUCCGGCGCUGUGGCCACGGUGGUUCGCGGGGACGGAGGGAGUUAUUUAUAGAGUAAUUAUGCUAAUACUGAGUAAGACAGCAGGAGUCUUUUCUAAACCAGCAAGAAGGAAAACUUAUGAAUUUUUAAGAAUUUUUAAUUUUCAUUCUGGAAAACCGUUUCUUCAUAAACUAGUGUUGGGAAUCGAAACCAGUUGUGAUGAUACAGCAGCUGCUGUGGUGGAUGAAACUGGAAACGUUUUGGGAGAAGCGAUACAUUCCCAAACCGAAGUUCAUUUAAAAACAGGUGGGAUUGUUCCUUCAGUAGCUCAGCAGCUUCACAGAGAAAAUAUUCAGCGGAUAGUGCAAGAAGCUCUCUCUUCCAGUAAAGUCUGUCCAAGUGAACUCUCAGCAGUCGCAACAACUAUAAAACCAGGACUUGCUCUAAGCUUGGGAGUAGGCUUAUCAUUUAGCUUGCACCUAGUAGACCAGUUAAAAAAACCUUUUAUUCCCAUUCAUCAUAUGGAGGCUCAUGCACUGACUAUUAGGUUGUUAAAUAAAGUAGACUUUCCCUUCUUAGUUCUUUUGAUUUCUGGAGGUCAUUGUCUAUUGGCUUUAGUCAGAGGAGUUUCAGAUUUUCUGCUUCUGGGGAAGUCUUUGGACAUAGCACCAGGGGACAUGCUUGACAAGGUAGCAAGAAGACUGUCUUUGAUUAAACAUCCAGAGUGCUCCACCAUGAGCGGUGGGAAGGCUAUAGAACAUUUGGCCAAACAAGGAAAUAAACUGCAUUUUGAUAUCAAACCUCCCAUGCAACGAGCUAAAAAUUGUGAUUUUUCUUUUUCUGGACUUCAGCAUGUUGUUGAUAGGAUAAUAACACAAAAGGAAAAAGAGGAAGGGAUCCAGAAGGGGGAAAUCCUGGCUUCAGCUGCACACAUUGCCGCUGCGGUACAGCACGCAACAGCGUGCCACAUUGCAAAGAGAACUCACCGUGCCAUUCUGUUCUGCAAGCAGAGACGCUUGUUAUCUCCAAGUAAUGCAGUACUGGUUGUAUCUGGAGGUGUCGCAAGUAACUUAUACAUCCGAAAAGCUCUGGAAAUUGUAACAAAUGCAACAGAGUGCACUUUGUUGUGUCCUCCUCCCAGACUGUGCACUGACAACGGCAUUAUGAUUGCAUGGAACGGUAUUGAAAGAUUGCGUGCUGGUGUGGGCGUUUUACACAACACAGAAGGCAUCCGCUAUGAACCCAAAUGUCCUCUUGGAGUAGACGUAUCAGAAGAAGUUGGAGAAGCUGCCAUAAAAGUACCGCGGUUAAAAAUGGACAUUUGAUUUUUGCUUUUCAAAAAAAUCCCUAAAGAAACUUAAGCUCUGAUGAAACUCCAGCACUGAAGCAAAAUCCUGUGGAUAAAUUAAUGCCCAUCAGCCUUCGCCAUAACUGCAGGCACUGCAUCUGAUUUAGCCCUGUUUCUACCCUGGGAGUCUGGCCUAGCUUUGAAUGAAAUUCAAAGGUCUUUUAAACCUUUUUUGAUGAUGCCAAAGUCAUGGUGGUAUUCCUGGUUGGCUCAGGACUCUCAAGUAAUAUCCCAGAAGUGGUUUUCCAGAUCAGACUUGGAAGCGACCCCAGAAACCCCAGAAAGUUUUUCUGAAACAUGAAUAACUUGGCCAAAUGGGAUCCCCAAGAUUGCCUCCACAGGUAGUUUUGUUGCUAAAUCAGAAUUAAAACGGGCUUUGGUAGUGGACAUUUAGGGUGAGUUUUCUCUCUUGGUGUUCAUUCACGCCAGGAAUAGCUCCCCUUGUUUGAUCUCCCUUAAGCUUUCUUACAGGUUCUUCUAUCCGUAAUCUCACUACUGCAACUUCACAGAUACGGGCACAAUACCUUAAGGAAGGAAGUCCCACUCGUUGCUGCAUUUGAAAUUCCUUUAAAAAAGCUGGGUUGAUACUUG
Molecule: messenger RNA, 1935 nt
Organism: Enhydra lutris kenyoni (northern sea otter)
Lineage: Eukaryota; Metazoa; Chordata; Mammalia; Carnivora; Mustelidae
Gene: OSGEPL1
Product: O-sialoglycoprotein endopeptidase like 1
Exons: 9
Coding region: 77-1321 (414 amino acids)
Biological process (GO): tRNA threonylcarbamoyladenosine modification
Cellular component (GO): mitochondrion
Source: RefSeq, a predicted model, not a curated record